UUCGGCUUUAACGUCAAAAUUGUUGGUAAGGAUUUAAGUAAAUUUGUUAAUUUGCUUUUAUUAAAUAAUUAACUCUAAGAUUUUUAUCACAAAUUAAAAUUCGUCACAAAUUCAUGUCAUUUUGAGGUAUGGGUCGUCUUACUGAUUCAAAAAGUAGAAAGAAAAUGUCUACCAUACUUAUUCAGCAUUCAAACUGAUCAUUUUUAGUUUUGUUUUAUGAUAUCGUCUGAUUUGCAGUGUUAGCAGCUGACGUUUUCAAUAAUAAAACUUAUUUUUCUGAAAAUGCUCUGCUUCCAGAUCUUGUUGUUUGUAAAUUUAAUCCACGGGCGGCAUUCUAGCCGUUUACUAGAUGCUUAUUAAGUAUCUGCUAUUCCUUCAAAUGUUCUGCCUUUAGCAAUGAUUCUGAGAUAGUUUCGACAACUGGGACUCGAUGCUUAGGAAAAUAAUUUCACAAUUAAUUAUCCAAUAAAUGCGUUGUCAGUUUCUAAAGGCCAUAUCUGUAUGCCGUUUUGGAGAGCUCCAAAAGUGACCAGCACUGAAGCUUUAGUUAUCACAACCCCCUACAGUGGUUAUAAAAGUAAGCAGAAAACACUACCUUUGAUGGCAUUGAUGAUCGAACUUGCCCUAGCAUUCUGAAGACAAGCAUGAUGGUGUAAAGACAUUAUAUUUCUUGUUACACAGCAUGGAAAUGUUGGUUUCCAAGCUUGGUUGGAUGCUUUUCAUGGUGUUUUGACAUCAAAUUAUAUCAGGAGUGAGAAUUUCACAGUAUUAGUGGACUCAUACAAGGAUCUUGAAAUUUGGUGGCAUAAUUUUAACACAAUGGGUCACAUGGGUUUGUUGCAAGCCACAGGAUUUCCAUCUGUUAGUCAUGAGUUGUUUCAUUGUUUUGGUAUUCAAGCUUUAACUAUAAAAUCUGUACUGAUAAAAAAAUCAGAUCUUGAAUCUGUUUCUUUGAUACGAAUGGGAAAAGUGCUGGAAGGUACUAUAAGAAGUUUAAAUUAUUUGCUUGAAAAGUUCUAUCAAUCCUUUUUCUUUUAUUUAUUACCAAGCACUGGAAGUUAUAUAUCUAUUGGGUUGUAUAUGCCACCUUUUGCUUUAAUUGCUUUAUCUGUAAUAAUUAAAGUUCUAUAUUUGUACUUAAAAUUUUAAAUAAUAAGUGUAUAUAUUCAAAUAAAAUCAGUAUUAAUUAUUUUAUAGUUUUUGGCAUGUUUAGUUUACAUUUACUUUUUGGCAUGAUGAUGCCUUUUUUCCUCCAUGUGUUUGAAUUAUGUAGAAAUUUCAUCUCCACUUUCAGCUGCAGAUUUGCUAUAUUUUGUUCACUUAUAAAUAAUGUUUUCAUGACCAUUAGUAACUUGUUAUUUUAAUGCUAAUUAUGGGUAAUGAAGACAGAAUUUUAUUUUAAAACGUGCACAGUCUUGUUGAUGUUAGGCGCAUUCCUGUUCACAUAGUAUUAGUAAAUGUUUCAAUAGUAUUAAUAUGAAGCUUAUUAUUUGCUCCUAUAUAACUCUACAAUAUAGUGGGAAAUUAUCAUUCCAAUAUUUUUAUUUCCUUCUGAUCAAUCCAUGGGUGUUUACGUACUUGAUUGUCUUUGUUCAAUCAUAUAUUAAUACUAAGUCAUAUAAUAUUGACUUUGUCUCGACAUUUGUAAUGCAUGUUAUAGAAAGACAUAAAAAGUUGUUAUUACACACUGUGGAGGUUAUGUACCUAGAUUGUUAAUUGGAAUUUCAGUUUUAUCUUUAAUUCUGUUACCAUUAUGGCACCAUUUACUGUCAAUAAAAAUAUUAAAAAUAAAGUA
Molecule: messenger RNA, 1795 nt
Organism: Argiope bruennichi
Lineage: Eukaryota; Metazoa; Arthropoda; Arachnida; Araneae; Araneidae
Product: glycosylphosphatidylinositol anchor attachment 1 protein-like
Biological process (GO): attachment of GPI anchor to protein
Cellular component (GO): GPI-anchor transamidase complex; membrane
Source: RefSeq, a predicted model, not a curated record